AACCGGCCGUUACCUAGCCGUCGCAUUUCAUAGCGGCCGUCGAUUUGAAUGAAGAAAGGGAGGGAAGUGUUUGUUAGCAGUUACAGAAGACUUGAGCAAACACCAAACCUUGUUCAGAGAAGCAUGCCACAUUCUGAUUCGUCAAACCGAUACUCUUUCAACCCCACUCUGCACUGGAACCCUCAAGUUCAUCAAUACUUCCUCAAUGCUUAUGGCGCCGAACGCUUCUCUCGCAUUUCCACCGCGUUAACGCGACCUUCUCGUUACUCGUGCAUUCGUGUGAACACGCUCAGGUCAACCAGCGAUGCGGUUAUCGAGAAGCUUCGAUUGCUUGUGAAGGAGUCGUCGAACGGUGAUAGCAAUGAGGUGAAUCCUUUGAAGGAACGUUUGGAUGGUGAUGCUGGUCCUUUGUCCAAGUGUCAGAUUCCUGGACUUGAUUAUGUGUUGUUUGUUUGGGGUUCGGGACCGCACUGCAUUGAUUACGGUAAUGCGAUUCCGAAGGAGGUUAUUGUUAGUAGGAAGUGUGCUGAGGCAGUUCUUCGGGGUGCUCAGGUGUAUGUUCCUGGUGUAAUGGCUUGCAGCGCUCAUGUUGAGAAAGGAGAUACAGUCGCUGUUUCGGUUGCUGUGGAGCAGCAGGGUGCUGAUGGGGGAUGGAGUAUUGGCAUGACACGUGGCACUGUUCUCCAAGGGUCGCAGUUAGAUCCUUAUUAUGUUGAACGACAUGGCCUUUAUAUUGGGCAAGGGACAGCAAUGAUGUCAAGGGCUGGAAUGUUCCGAGUUUCUGAAGGAGUUGGUGUGGAUAUGAAGGAUAGAGUAUAUGAACUUCAUUCUUUUCACAAUGUGCUUGAGGGGGAAAUAUUUCUUCAAAAUCUGCCAAGCAUCAUUGCUGCUCAUGCUCUAGAUCCAAAAAUGGGUGAGCGGAUACUAGACAUGUGUGCUGCACCUGGGGGGAAAACAACUGCAAUUGCAAUACUUAUGAAGGAUGAAGGAGAGAUCAUUGCAACAGAUAGAUCUCAUAAUAAGGUGCUGGAUAUUCAAAAAUUGGCAGCUGAAAUGGGCUUGAGUUGUAUAAAGACAUUUAAAUUAGAUGCUCUUAAAUCUGUUUGUCGAAGAAAUGAUGUUGAUGCAUUUACUGACCCAUGCCGUAGUAAUGCCAAAAAUGAUGUGACAAAUCAAGCUGUUGAUUCACCAAAUUUGCAAGUAGAAAGAAUGUUACCCCUUGUGACAGAAGGAUUAAAAUCUGUGACUCUGGAGGAAAAUGGUAACGGUGAAAAGACAAAUGGAAAAGCUUAUGUCAGCAAAGCUGACAUCCGGAAGACCAUGCGAAGAGCACGAAAUGGACCUGGAAGAAAUCAGCGUGUGGGUGGUAGGGUUGAUAGUUCAAAAGGUUUUUCUCCUGACAGUUUUGAUAGAGUUCUUCUUGAUGCUCCCUGUUCUGCCCUUGGUUUAAGGCCUCGAUUAUUUGCUGGAGAGGAAACAGUUGAAUCUUUAAGAAACCAUGCAAAAUACCAGAGAAGGAUGUUUGACCAGGCUGUUCAAUUAGUUCGACCUGGAGGAGUAAUUGUCUAUUCCACUUGUACGAUUAAUCCUGGUGAGAAUGAAGCAUUAGUUCGAUAUGCUUUGGAUAAAUACAAAUAUCUAUCAUUGGCCCCACAGCACCCCAGAGUUGGAGGACCGGGUCUAGUUGGUAGCUGCGAAUUUCCUGAUGGAUAUGUAGAGGAGUGGUUACGACCUGGGGAAGAAGACCUUGUUCAGAGGUUUGAUCCAUCAUCUCCCCUUGAUACAAUUGGAUUUUUCAUCGCCAAAUUUCUUGUCGGGUCUAAAGAUACCUGACAGCUAUUCGAGAGAUGGUUAGCUUGGAUCUAUGUUUACUUCAUGAUUGCCACUGAAGGAAGCCAUUAGAGUUUUUUAUGAUUGGCUUCUAACGACAAUCUGGGAGCUUCGCAUAUGUCCAUUUGAAAAGUACAUUAAUGAAUUACGAAAGCAUGAGUAUGUAUGACUGUUUCAUAUUCAUGUUAUAAUCUAGACGAACAGCGAAUUUGUUUAAUUUGAGGUAAUUUACUUGUAACUUCGGGUUUUACCUUAUGGAAGAGAGAAGUAGUUGUUUAAGAUACUUUAGGUUAGGCUCGAGUCUGCUUCCAAAAUAUUAUGGUUUUGGUGAUCUUAUGGAGCGGUGAAGUCACUGCAGUGAAUGCGUCCCGUACGCAUGUGAUAGUUUAAACAUUUUAGCGCACUUAUUGUAGCCCCUAGUUGAAGCUCCUAUUUGAAGCUCCUACAUUAUUAAGAUAUG
Molecule: messenger RNA, 2290 nt
Organism: Abrus precatorius (Indian licorice)
Lineage: Eukaryota; Viridiplantae; Streptophyta; Magnoliopsida; Fabales; Fabaceae
Product: putative methyltransferase NSUN6
Exons: 12
Coding region: 49-1833 (594 amino acids)
Biological process (GO): RNA methylation
Molecular function (GO): RNA binding; methyltransferase activity
Source: RefSeq, a predicted model, not a curated record